UUAUUUCCGGUUCUGAGAGCGCCGCGGAAGCGGGACGGGAUUGGAGUGCUCUGCUCCGGACGCACUACGUAGGUGGGCCUGCGGGAGUUCUGAGUGCGACGGCGCAGGUCUGCACUAUGGCGGCCCGGCUUGUGAGCCGAUGCGGGGCUGUGCGUGCAGCUCCCCACAGCGGCCCGCUGGUGUCCUGCCGCAGGUGGUCCGGCGCCUCAACAGACACCGUGUAUGACGUGGUGGUGUCGGGUGGAGGCCUGGUGGGCGCUGCCAUGGCCUGUGCCUUGGGAUAUGAUAUUCACUUUCAUGACAAGAAAAUCCUGUUGCUCGAAGCAGGUCCAAAGAAAGUACUGGAGAAAUUGUCAGAAACUUACAGCAACAGGGUCAGCUCCAUUUCCCCUGGCUCUGCAACGCUUCUCAGUAGUUUUGGUGCCUGGGACCAUAUCUGCAACAUGAGAUACAGAGCCUUUCGGCGAAUGCAGGUGUGGGACGCUUGCUCAGAGGCCCUGAUAAUGUUUGAUAAGGAUAAUUUAGAUGACAUGGGCUAUAUCGUGGAGAAUGAUGUCAUCAUGCAUGCUCUCACUAAGCAGUUGGAGGCUGUGUCUGACCGAGUGACGGUUCUCUACAGGAGCAAAGCCAUUCGCUAUACCUGGCCUUGUCCAUUUCCUAUGGCCGACUCCAGCCCUUGGGUUCAUAUUACCCUAGGUGAUGGCAGCACCUUCCAGACCAAAUUGUUGAUAGGUGCAGAUGGUCACAACUCCGGAGUACGGCAGGCUGCUGGAAUCCAGAAUGUGAGCUGGAACUAUGACCAGUCUGCUGUUGUGGCUACUCUGCAUUUAUCAGAGGCCACAGAAAACAACGUAGCCUGGCAGAGAUUUCUUCCCUCUGGGCCUAUUGCUCUGCUCCCGCUCUCAGACACCUUGAGUUCCUUGGUUUGGUCCACGUCCCAUGAACAUGCAGCAGAGCUAGUUAGCAUGGAUGAGGAAAAAUUUGUGGAUGCCGUUAACUCUGCCUUUUGGAGUGAUGCUGACCACACGGACUUCAUCGACACAGCUGGUGCCAUGCUGCAGUAUGCUGUCAGCCUUCUGAAGCCCACUAAGGUCUCGGCUCGCCAGCUGCCCCCAAGCGUAGCCAGGGUGGAUGCCAAAAGCCGAGUUCUGUUUCCUCUUGGGUUGGGACAUGCUGCUGAGUACGUCAGGCCUCGGGUGGCGCUCAUUGGGGAUGCAGCCCACAGAGUCCAUCCGCUUGCAGGACAGGGUGUCAACAUGGGCUUUGGGGAUGUCUCCAGCUUGGCCCAUCACCUCAGUACGGCAGCCUUCAAUGGGAAGGACUUAGGUUCCAUGAGCCACCUCACAGGUUAUGAAACAGAAAGACAGCGUCACAACACUGUUCUUCUGGCUGCUACAGACUUACUAAAAAGGCUCUAUUCUACCAGUGCCUCCCCGCUUGUGUUGCUCAGGACGUGGGGCUUGCAGGCCACAAAUGCAGUGUCUCCACUCAAAGAACAGAUUAUGGCCUUUGCAAGCAAAUGAGUACUCCUCUCCUAAAGAAAGAUUACGUUGAUGAAAAAGAACAUCCUGCCCAGGACCCAUCAUACAUAUUUUCAAGAUCUUAUUUAAUUUAAUAAACUUACUUUACAUUAAAA
Molecule: messenger RNA, 1636 nt
Organism: Gorilla gorilla gorilla (western lowland gorilla)
Lineage: Eukaryota; Metazoa; Chordata; Mammalia; Primates; Hominidae
Gene: COQ6
Product: coenzyme Q6, monooxygenase
Exons: 12
Coding region: 117-1523 (468 amino acids)
Biological process (GO): ubiquinone biosynthetic process
Cellular component (GO): mitochondrion
Molecular function (GO): FAD binding; 4-hydroxy-3-all-trans-polyprenylbenzoate oxygenase activity
Source: RefSeq, a predicted model, not a curated record